Molecule: messenger RNA, 4269 nt
Organism: Triticum aestivum (bread wheat)
Lineage: Eukaryota; Viridiplantae; Streptophyta; Magnoliopsida; Poales; Poaceae
Product: alpha-1,2-galactosyltransferase gmh3
Exons: 7
Coding region: 115-1038 (307 amino acids)
Biological process (GO): protein N-linked glycosylation
Cellular component (GO): Golgi membrane
Molecular function (GO): glycosyltransferase activity
Source: RefSeq, a predicted model, not a curated record
UCGGAACAGAGCACAGAAGAACAUGCGAAGACACGAGUCUUCACUUCAUGAGCAAUUCGUUGCUUCAUUUGCUCUACCACUACCACCCAUCUCAGCCACCGGCGGCGACCUCAGAUGGGCACCCGGGCGCGCCGCGCCACCCAUCACCGCGCUCACCUCCGCCUCCGCCACCGCCACCUUCUCCUCCUCCUCCCGCUGCUGCUCCUCCUCCUCCUCCCGCCCCUCUCGGCGCUCCUCCUCCGCCGCGCCAACUCCCUGGGCCGCCGGUGCCUGCCCCCCGCCGCCGGGCGCCGCCCCCUCGCCGGGCAGCGGCUCAGCUUCUCCAUCGUCACGCUCUCUGACGAGGGCCUGUCGGGCCGAGGGGUGCGGGGGCGGUCUUUCCGCGGCGUGCUGGCGGCCACCGCGCGGAACAAGCGCGCCUACGCGGCCGCGCACGGGUACGGCCUCGCCGCGCUGCCCCACGGCGCGGUCGACCCCCGCCGCCCGCCCGCCUGGAGCAAGGUCCUCGCCCUCCGCGCCCGCCUGCGCCGCCACCACUGGCUCUUCUGGAACGACGCGGACACGCUGGUUACCAACCCCGACAUCGCGUUGGAGGAGAUUUUGUUCUCGGUGAUUGGGCAUAGUGAUUUCGAUGCAUCGCCUGAUCUCAUUCUGACAGAGGAUAUCAACGGGGUGAAUGCUGGACUGUUCUUCAUAAGGAGGUCGAAAUGGAGUGAGAGAUUUUUGGAUACAUGGUGGAACCAUACAUCAUUUGUACAAUUUGGUUCCACAAAAAGUGGGGAUAAUGCAGCACUGAAGCAUAUUGUGGAUCACUUGUCACCUGAAGAAACACAAGCACACGUCCGUAUAGCAAAGAUGCAGUGCCUUUUCAACUCAUAUCCCUGGGUUGCUACGUGGAAAUCAGUUCACCGCCUGAUCUUCCACCCGUCCACUACAUGGAAAGGGGCUUAUUCAGAUGGAGAUUUCAUGGUCCAUUUUGCUGGCCUAAAUGACAAGCGAGGCUGGACAUCAAGAAUUCUUAGAGAGAUGACUCACUGAUGAGGAUAAUUACCCCACUUUAAGCUGACUGAGAACGAUCGAGAAGUUUAUGUGAAGAGCAAGAGCCUGAUUGUUUUUGCAUCAUAUUCUGUUGUAGACUGCCAUUUUAGUUGGACAGCAUGUUCCGUUUCUGAUCAUCUGUUAUUAAAAGGUUGUCUCCCCCUAACUACUUCUGCAAACCUCUCAUCCAGCCAUGUCACAAAAAUACUCGACAUUCAUUUCUGGACAGCUCUUAUGCACAGGUGUUUGAUUCAGAAGCACAUCACAGUCAUCUGCCUCCAUUAAUACCUCGCCAAUAUCCACCGAUCUCUCACAUCCAACAGAUCAACAUCACAACACGACAUCAACCCACCAAGGCUUCUCUGCCAUCACCGGGGAAUGUGGAGCUGCUGCUGCUCUACGACUUACUAUGUGGUUAGUGUAAAAAGUGGCAGCAUUGGACCUUGGCAUGCCACUGACAUUCUUGAGAGGCACCUGUUGUCGUCCACUUGUGUCUGUUUGCGAAUCUGCAGGUUUGGCAGUAGAAGAGAUGUAGAUCACAUCCUGAGAACCCUCACUGCAGCCUGGGCAGGCAAUGCAAAGUCUGUGAGUUAAAUGUCACUAAUUAAACUCCACAUCCAUCUGACCUCUAUAUGAGUGUUUUUGCCACCAUCUAACUCCCUCCCCUCAUUCAUCUCCCUUUGAUUUUCAGUUGCAAUCCCCACCCGUACAUCUACUCGUGCAGUUAAUUUCACAACAGGGCAAAAUAUCCGAAUCGGUUGGUUACUUGUAUUAGCAGCACACCUAAUCCUGACAGUACGUGAUUUCAAAAAUCAUCUUUUACCGCCUGUUGUGUAUAUCUGAAUGUCUAUUGUACUGCUCUGAGAGAUUUAUUUAUCCAGCGAUAAAAGUGUGGUGCCAGUGCCGCACGGUUACGGACCAUGCUAGUAUCUUGCUUGUGCUUGCAUCCAUUACAUUGCUGCCAUCAUCCCAUGAAAAUUCUCAUAUUAGUGUACUAUUUUCACAAGUUUCUGUUGUCUAAUCUCCCUUUAAAUUUGCUUCGGUCCUUCUGGAUUCGUUAAAUUGCGCGACUGAAACGCAAAAUGUCAGUGCUUCUCCGUGGGGGCCUCUGAACUAGACUCGAUUUUCACAUGGUGUUGAAGCUACAUCCAUCCCCACCCACCUGGAGAACGGCCCCUGGCUUGGUGCGGUCGGAUCUGGCGAGCUGGCCGGAUCUGGCGCCCUGGUGGCUGGGGGUCAGGAGGCGGCUCGGCCGGCAACAAGGUCGGCGUUGCUGCUAACCAUAAACCGUGCGGGAGAAGCGUGGGAGAUGAAUGGCACCCUUGCUCGGUGUUGCAUCCUCCUGAAUCCUGAUGGUGGUUUGGAAAGCUCGAUGCUGCUGCGGGUGGGAGAACGAGAUGGUGGUGGCUGGAGGGAGAGGAAUGGCGUCGUUGUGGUUGUUGCAUCCUUCGUCGGGAGAUGAAUGGCCCAUAGACGUUGCAUCCUCGAGGAGACGAAUGGCGUCCUGCUUGGUUGCAUCCUUCUGAUGGGAGAAGAAUGGCGCCGUUGUGGGAGUUGCAUCCUCCGUCCAGUGGGGACGUAGAUGCAAGGUUGGAAGCACGUCAUGCUUGCCAGGGAGGUGCGGUUGGUCGUGGAGGCAGGGGUAGUGGUUUGGUGUGUAGGCUGAUUGGAUCCUGGGCUCGAGCUGUGUAGGUGAGACGGCCGGCGAAAUCCGGUUGUGGCCGGAGUCGUCGAUGGCGGCGCUUUCUGGCGUCGCUCCCUCGUUGGAGGCAUCGAUGUAGCUGCUUCCACCUUGCCUUUCCUGUCGUGCUCCAGGGGGAAACCCUUGAUCAAGUGUAGAUCGGACGAUGGCGGCGCUAUCUGGCGUCGUGUUUCCUCUUGGGGGCAUCGUCUUGGAGGUGGAUCCGGCCAGAAGGACCCGUGGCUCGUGAAGAUGUGUGUGUUGUAUGCCGAACGACGCUGUUUGUAUGGUUUUUGGGUCAAGUUUCCCUCGUAAACUGGACCAACAUUCUUCCCCUGAUCAAUGAAUUUGGUAGCAACUAAAAAAAUCCCCACCCACCACCCACCACCCAAUGCGACUCUUUCUUGCUCCUCUUUUCAGUUUAUCUCGCUUGCUUUUUCCCCAGGAUCUGAAACCAGAACCAAAUUUAGUGGUGACUAGCUUUCAGCUUUUGAUCCCUGAGCGCACGCAUAUGUGGCUGGUGAAAGGAGUGGAGGAGAUGAGAAUGAGAAAGUAUUCCCGGUGCUCACUGAUUGCCGCCGUACGUCGAAUGGAACCGGAGAAAGGAGUGGCUGGAGAUCACGGGCGCAUACACCGUCCAUGCCGUCGGAAUCGCAUUCCCCUCCCACUCGCCUCCUCUUUAUAUCGCGUCCCUCACAACUUCUUCUCCGCCCCAACACACACACACACACACACACACACACACACACACACACACACAAGGGCCUUCCUCGUGAAGCAGAGCUCGAUCGGCUCCGAGAACCUCGCACAAGUCCCAGGCCAUGAUCAGAGACAUAUCUUCCCGUACAUCGUGGGCGAGGAUGAAGAAGAACAUGACGAUGAGCUUCCCGACGAGGAGCCGGCGUUUUUGCCGGUUGAACGACCUCACCAUGUCGACCGCCUCUCCUCGACAAGUGCCAGGGAGAUCUGCUCGUGCCAUGAUGAGGUCGUUCAACCAGCAAAACAACGGCGGUCGUCGUCGGCGGCAGGCCCCGUGGCGCCCAAGCCCUCACGGGACACUGAGGCGCAGGACCUGCAAGGUGGUAGGAGGUGGACACCUUUAGGCACUCGUCAGUGACCAUCAUGUUCUUUAGAACUGGGUCUCACCCCAUUAGCUAGGCCUGCAAGGAGUGCAGUUAGCCCACCCGCGUCCGGCCAGCCGGCGUCAGCGGUGGCGACCACAGAGUCGGCAAAGCGCGCCUCGCCGUUCACCUCGAGGGCGUCGUGGAAUGGACGGUACCUCUCCAUGGCGUCGUGUGGGCCUGCGGCAUAGCAGUUGGUUCUGCACAUGAAGUAGUGAGUAUACGGAAGACGAAAACAGCCUCCGAGAUGAUACCCAUGGUUUGCUCUAGCUCGAGCCUAUUAGUUUUUCUAUGAUUUGUUUGUGUGUCGUCUGAUUGUGCCAAUGUGUUCUCGUUUACGAGCCUGCAAUGAUCUACCUAUAUUAGGAACUUAUUGUUCCACGAACUGUAGGAUUAUUUGCCAACUGAAACUGGAACUUGAACGGUUCA